Molecule: messenger RNA, 2750 nt
Organism: Centropristis striata (black sea bass)
Lineage: Eukaryota; Metazoa; Chordata; Actinopteri; Perciformes; Serranidae
Gene: sesn2
Product: sestrin 2
Exons: 11
Coding region: 507-2183 (558 amino acids)
Biological process (GO): positive regulation of macroautophagy; regulation of response to reactive oxygen species; negative regulation of TORC1 signaling
Cellular component (GO): nucleus
Molecular function (GO): L-leucine binding; oxidoreductase activity, acting on peroxide as acceptor
Source: RefSeq, a predicted model, not a curated record
AAAAAAACGCUUUCCAACUGUGAACAGCUGAGCGAAAUCAACCAAUGAAACUGAACCUGAAAAUUGCUUAUUGGUGCCUCAUGAAAGCUGAUUUUAAACUUAAAUGAAACUAUGCUCAUGUCUGGGAGUCCAGUACAAUCACAAUCUACUGGCUAACAGGGUUUUUAUGUUAUUAUUGAGCCAUCGUUGUUAGCUAUAGAACAGUUUGCAGCAUCUGCUAACACCAGCUAGGCUAGCUUAGCAAGCUAACCGGGCAGACCGUCUUCACGGCCAGGUAGCCGGGUAUUAGGCAGCUCUGUCAAUGAUUUGUGGAACAGAUGAUUGCGCAGUAAACUGAAGACAGGCAGUGGACACAUCCAGGGUCCGGUAAUAGGAGCACCAACGUCUUCACCAAGCUAACGUUAACGGGUAGUUUAAUACUGAAGCUAACAGAAGCUAGCAGUGACGUCAGGUAGCUCAACCAGGUGCUUCAGGAGUCACGCGAGGGGUUUCGGGACCAAGAAGAGAUGGCCAGUAAUGCCGCUGCAGGGUUCACCUGCAAGGCUAACGGGGACAACAAACCGGGGCGAGGGUCCGGUUCUGGCAGCAGCUCACGUCGCCAACAGUCAGAGUCAGAGUCCGACGUUGGCCCGAAAAGCUUAGCAAGGCUGUGCAGCAGGGACGAGGAGGAGCGAGCGGCGGCUCUGGAGGAGCUCAACCAAGCGGUCCUGGCAGGUUUGAAGCUGGACCGGCCCGGUUCGGCACGGCUGAGUGAACAAACACUCCUACAGCUGCUUCGUCUGUCCCGGUCGUGUCCACUGGGGGAGGUCCGGGAGAGAGCAACUGAGCUGCUGCGAACCGCACAGGAACAAGGAGUGGAAGUACCACGGGCACUGGCAUCAGGUCCAAGUGCCUUUAUUCCAGCAAAAGAGAUGUUGAAAAACGGACCAGACCAGGACAUCCUUAUCGAAUCUUUCCUUUCAUUGGGUCGCGUGGACCACAUCACCAUGGUGAUGGCGCUGCACCCUGCUUACCUCAGCUGCUUCCUGAGGACCCAGCACGCUUUGUUAGAGAUGGACGGCCCCUUGCCCCGUCACUGGAGACAUUAUAUUGCUCUUAUGGCUGCAGCUCGACACCACUGCUCGUACGUGGUGCAGCAGCACAGCGCUGGCUUCCUGGAGGCUGGAGGGGAGGAGAGCUGGCUGAGCGGCCUCGAGCAUGCUCCCACCAAGCUCCGCAGCCUGCAAACACUUAACAAGCUGCUGGCACACAGACCCUGGCUCAUCACACAGCAGCACAUACAGGAGCUGGUGUGUCCCGGAGCAGAUCCUCGCUGGUCAUUGGCUGAACUCAUCCAUGCUGUGGUCCUGAUGGCACACGCUCACUCACUCUGCUCUUUUGUGUGGGGCUGCGGCUUAAACCCUGAACCCGACCACGUUGGAGGUUAUACCUACCAACUUCCAUCUCCCAGUCACCUUCCUCGUAGCCCUCAUAGCCCUCAUAGCCCUGCUCAUGAGGACGGCAGGCAAGAGUUGGUUGACGGAGCGAUGGAGGUGGAGGUGUUGAUGCAGAGGAUGGUGGAGCUGCAGCAGCAGGAGGAGGAGUGCACACAGGAGGAAAUGGUGACUCGCUUUGAGAGAGAGAGGAGCGAGAGCAUACCAACCGCGGUGGUGCGUGGAGCGCCGCCAGACCUGGUGCUGCGUCUGGUGGAGGAGCCAGAGUUCAGAUACGAGGACUUCGCCCCCAGAGGAGAGCAGUCCCCACCCACCAUGAGAGCCCAGGACUACUCAUGGGAGGACCACGGCUUCUCUCUGGUCAACAGACUACUGCCUGACAUGGGCCAGCACCUGGAUGAAAAAUUCCAGGUUGUGAGCAACCUGACCUACCACAGGAUGGCCAUGCAUGAAGAUGUGGACACUCAUACUCUGAGAAAAGCUCUGUGGAACUACAUCCACUGUCUGUACGGGAUACGCUACGAUGAUUACGACUACGGCAGCGUGAACGUGCUGUUGGAGCGCUCUCUGAAGGUGUUUGUUAAAACCAUGGCCUGCCACCCUGAGCAGACCACUGCACGCGUUUACCACGCCUUCUGGAGACACUUCAGACACUCUGAAAAGGUUCAUGCGAACCUAAUAGUGAUGGAAGCCCGCCUCCAAGCAGCCCUUCUUUAUACCUUACGAGCCAUCACGCACUAUAUGAGAUGACGCACUCACUCACUUUUUGCAGAUGCUGAGCCAGCUGUGACGUACCACAGCCCAAAACACAACACAACAUGGACACACACACACACACACACACACACACACACACACACACACAUGGACACACACACACACAGACACACACACUACAGUGAAUGUUUGUAUAUGCAUAUCUUAUGUUUCAGUGUUAAUGUUUUGAUGCUGCUUUGCGACUGGAAUAUCUGAUAUUUAAAUAUUUGUUACUUAUUUUGCACUGAAGUUUAUCAGGUUGUGUUCCCCCACUUGAGCCUCAAGUGUUGUUAUGAAUAUCUUGCACAUGUUUCAGUCACACACACAGAUGUUUAUCUACAAGCUACAUGCUAGGUAGGCAGGUUCAAAUUUCUCAAUAAUCAUCAUGAUUCAGGUGUUCAUUUAACAUAUCUGUUCAGGCUGAUAAUGUGACAACCACUGUUCACUACAUCAUGACUACUCAUGCCUCAGGCCUCUCUGUCUGUGGCUGAGAUUAAGAAAAGACAAAAUAACUUGUAUUUUUAUAUACAAUAAAAGGUUAAUUUGUUAUCAAAAUUAAAA